UAAUGUGUUGGUCUUGAGUGGGUCCUAGGGGUCAGUAUUGAAUUGAAUUCCAAUGUGCAAGCAGAAUGCAGAAGUCCUAAGCUAGAAAAAGCUGCCCAAUGUUUCCCAAACCCUACUAUGCAUUAGCAUCACCUGGGAUUGGGCCUCUCACACUUUAUCCGAAUCACCUGGAGAUCUUAUUUAACUACAGGUUGUGCUUCAGUAGGUCUAAACUGAAGCCAGGACUUUGCAUUUCUAACAAGCGCCUGAGUUUGCGGAUGCGGCUGGCUCACAGAUUGUACUGAGUAGAAGCAGGGCCCUAAAAGGUUCUGAUUCAGUUAGUUUUGGGUUAGACCCGACAACCUGCGUUUUAACAAGCUUCCUCCGUUGCUUCUGAUGCCCAGAUGGAUUUCCAAAUUCCUGGAAUAAAUGGGUAAUACUGAAGCUAUAUUGAAUCAGCCCUGGGAACUAUUCCCAGUUCUGUCGUUAACCCCCGUGUUACCUUAGGCAAUUCCUUCCCUUCUGUAUGUCACAUUUUCCUCAUCAAGAAAGGAUGGAGAAAUUGAUUUCUUAGUCACUUCUAAACUCUUACGUUUGAAGAAACCGCCAGGACAAUUCAACGGCCAGAGACGGCCUUAGUCUGAGAACUACAAUCCCCACCAUGCCCUGCGCUCCUCCGCUCUCACGUGAGGUCGUGGAGGGGUGUGGCUAGUGGAGGAGCUCCCCACAAUCCUUUGCGGUGCUUCAAGAUGACGGCGCCCAGAGGUUCCGUGAGCGAUUUGGAGAGCAGCAGCACCAGCAGCAGUGAUGCAGAGGAGUUGGCGCGGUGCCGUGAGGCGGCGAUGCCGGCCUGGGGCUUGGAGCAGCGCCCGAGGGGGCCGGAGAAGCCAAGAGCUGAUGCAGCAGAUAAUCGGUUACCAACCACCCAGCGGAGCCGCAGGCACAAGGUGGAUGAGCAUGAGCAAGAUGGUAACGAGCUUCAGACCACCCCCGAAUUCCGAGCCCACAUAGCCAAGAAGCUGGGAGCCCUACUGGACAGCUCCAUUACCAUCUCAGAAGUCGUGAAGGAGCCGACAAAGGCCGAGGUACAGAAGAGAGUCACCCCAGAGGAUGAUGGCUUCCGCCUUUUCUUCACCUCCAUACCUGAAGGCCCUGAAGAGAAAGCUUCUCCCCAGCCCUGCCGAAAGCGACUGCCUUCCAGCUCCAGCAGUGAGGACAGCAACGAGGAGUGGCAGCGGUGCCGGGAGGCAGCUGUGUCAGCCUCUGACAUCCUGCAGGAGUCUGCCAUCCAUGGGUCUGUCAAGGGGGAGAAAGAGGCAAAGAAGAAGAAAAGGAAGUUGAAAAAGAAAGCCAAGAAGGAGGCCAGCGCAGACUUGACCGCAGCCACCACCACAAGCAAGGCCACAGUCGGGAAGCAAGAAAAGGAGUCAGCCAAGCUCAACGGAGACCAGACAUCACUUGGGACCAAAAAGAAGAAAAGGAAGAAAAAGGCAGAGAAGGCCAGUGAGGCUUCCCCAUUACCCCCAGCAAGGAGUACAGCAGCCAUGUCUGCAAACUGACCCCAGCCUGUGGGCACAGGGCACAGCUAGCCCCAGUACCAAGGCACCCACUGGGACAAGGCAUUGCCGAGACCUGUCUCCCUCUCCAAGGACUUGGUUGGCCAGUCCAGGCUCUGCACAAGGGCCAGACUGGGGCUUGCCCAAGGGUCGGGGCAAAGCCGUGGUUAUAGGGUGAGAAGCCUAAGCAAGGCCUGCCCUUUUGUGCUCCCACUGGAGGCUGGGGCAGACCUGUGGUACCAGAACGUUCUGUGGCCUCAGGAAGAAAAAGCCUUCCAGUCAUUCAGUACUAAUGGCCAAGUGGUGAAGCUUCCAUUUCCCCAGUGCUGUCUGCGGAGAGAGAGGGAGGGAGGCCUUUUCCUUCCUCUCCACCUCCUCAGCCUGUUGUGGGAUACAAUCUCAAGGAAAUGAGAGAAGGGGUCCCUGAGGUGCCGAGGCCCAAAGAGUUUGUACUUCUCCCCCAUGCCACACAGACUGGAUAUAACAUUGUCUGAAAGAGAAGGAGAGAGAUUUUUUCCCCCCUCAUUUUUCCAGAAUUUUUUUUUUCCUCCAUGCACGAUCAUGUCUCUGAGCCAACCAGAUUAUCGAAAAUAAAUUGUCGGACCCAACGCGUAACAAAGUGAUUUGGGUGCUGCCUCUCGGUCAAUGCUGAAUCUUGAUGAGACAUUUUAAAUAAGCAUCAGACAGGAGGAGUCCUCCUGCCUACACCCCAACAUGGGUUCCUGCACCCCAGCUUCAAGACUUCAGGAAGGAACAGAAGCUCCAGGUUGAGGUAAAAUUCUGGCUUUGUCGCCUUGCCUCAGAUUCGGCAGAACCAGGAGGACAGGUGGGGUGUGAGGGAGUGUGUGCUGGACCCCUCACUCCUCAGGCCCCCGGUGCACCCCUGCCUCCCUCUGCGUGCCCAACCCCAUCUGGGUGAUGUGUGGACAAGCAAGAAGUUUCCGAUACGUCCUUUCUUUACUAAAAGUUAAAUAAAUGUACAGACCUGCCCUUAGCUGGCUGCAAGCCGCAGGGGUUGCUGGUUCUCCCAGGCCCUUCCUCAGUCACGGGUUGGAGGCAGACUCCGAGGGCCAGUUUAUCUGCAGCAGCCUCAGGGAGAUGAGGUCGCAGGAGCCCCGGGUUUACACAGCUGCCUUGUCCCUCCCAGUGGGGCUCAGGGGCUCAGGCUCCCCAUGGGCUGCGCCUGCCUGCUCUUUGCCCCAUCCCUCCGCCUGCCAGGCCUCCAAGCUUCCAGGCCUCCGUCCUGUCCAGACGGGUGGUCCUCCCUGCCGCUCGCCUCUCGCUUCUCCCUGUGGGCACCUCCACUCUGCCUGCUGCUCAGACCUUGCUGCCUUCUGAGCUCAGCAGCUUCUCCCCGAACCAGGGAAGGUCUGCAGGGCCCCAGCGGCCAGAGGAGUUGCUACCCCAGGACUUAGCACCAGGUGCAGAGUUGCAAGCCUCCCACUUGAACAAGGACAAGUUACUAGCCUUAAGGGGGCUUUUCAGUAGAGGCAAGAUGCCAGGCUGACAUCAGAAGGCAUGGUGCUCGGGGGAACGAAAGUCCCAGAAAACUGGAGGUCAUGGGGUCCAGAGAGAGGGAUGGCUCAGGAUGAGGGAAGCUGGAGAGCCCUGAUGCCCUUGCUGUCAGCUUGGGCUCCCCUAGGGCUUGGAUGUCUGAGCCCCAGGCCCUGGGACAGAGUAGCCCCUCAGGGAAAGCGUAAGCUGUGAGUGGGGGACAGGAGUGGGUACAAAUGGGCAUGUGGGUCCAUAGCAGGAUGGAGUGGCCUGGACAGGGCAUCGGUGACAGAAUGGGGACACACUGAUCUAGGGCGUCUCUUGUUGCUCAGUGAGUCACAGCUACACAGGCUGUGUCCUGAGACGUGUGGCUGCCAGAGCUCCCUUCAGGGUACCGGGGCUCCCCACAGGCCCAGGCUGGGGGUAUCAGCAUCCAAAGCCUGUCCCCCUCUGCUCCAAGUGACAGGAUUUCCCCUGAGCAGCGGGGACAGCCCCUCCCGUGUCCUGCCAGGAACACGCUGUGCUUCCCAGCGCUCCACAGUACCCCCAUGUACACCAAAGCAGCCCACCUCGGGUCAGGGCCCCUCAGGACCCCUCCCUCUCUGACACUGACAGAGCAGGGUGGGGACCGAGGCACAGUUUUCCAGAGAAGGGCAGCAGCUCUGUGGCAGCAAAAGUUUUGCAGGUUCAGAUGUUCUAGUCACCCCCCAAGUGGGCCGUGCAGGCUUCGGUGCCCAGCCCCUGGGAGGCGGUAGCCAUG
Molecule: messenger RNA, 3789 nt
Organism: Rhinolophus ferrumequinum (greater horseshoe bat)
Lineage: Eukaryota; Metazoa; Chordata; Mammalia; Chiroptera; Rhinolophidae
Gene: C25H12orf43
Product: chromosome 25 C12orf43 homolog
Exons: 6
Coding region: 729-1538 (269 amino acids)
Biological process (GO): negative regulation of Wnt signaling pathway; Wnt signaling pathway; Spemann organizer formation
Source: RefSeq, a predicted model, not a curated record